CAUAUCUUUAGCAAGAGUCGUCUUUCUAUAUAUAUAUAUAUAAAGAGAGAGAGAGAGAGAGAGUUGUGUGGUCUCUAGGCUAAACUGUUUCUCUUGCUCUCGAAGAUUCAAAGGCACCAGCCCCAUGAAGGAAACAUGGAGAUAUCUAGCAGGCAUUGCAGGCCCAAGUGGUUAUGGCUCAAAUUCAACUGCUGAGCAAGUUAUUCAAGAUUCUGCUUGCUUUGUCCCUCCCCAUUUAACUGCCAUCAUCACUGGGGCUACAUCAGGUAUUGGAGUGGAAACAGCAAGAGCACUAGCUAAAAAGGGUAUGAGAAUAGUGAUUCCAGCAAGGGACUUGAAAAAGGCAGCUGGAGUAAAGGAAGUGAUACAAAAAGAGAGUCCAAAUUCAGAGAUAAUAAUAUUUGAGACUGAUAUGAGCUCGUUUGUUUCUGUGAAGAGAUUUUGUUCUGGUUUUCUUGCUCUUGGACUACCCCUUAACAUCCUCAUAAAUAAUGCUGGCAUAUACUCUCAGAAAUUGGAGUUCUCUGAAGACAAAAUCGAAAUGACAAUUGCUACAAAUUACUUGGGGCAUUAUUUGAUGACAGAGCUGCUGCUAGAGAAAAUGAUAGAAACAGCAGAGCAGACAGGCAUCCAAGGAAGAAUAAUAAAUCUCUCGUCUGUAAUUCACAGCUGGGUGAAGAGAGACACUUUUUGCCUCCAGAAAAUGCUAAGCCCGAAGAACUAUGAUGGGACACGUGCAUAUUCUCAAUCCAAAUUGGCUAAUAUAUUGCAUGUCAAGGAAAUAGCCAGACAGCUCAGGGCAAGGAAUGCAAGAGUAACUAUCAACGCGGUACAUCCAGGCAUUGUGAAGACUGGAAUAUUGAGAGCUAGUUAUAAGGGCUUUCUCACUGAUUCCCUUUACUUCAUUGCGUCCAAGUUACUAAAAUCAACAUCUCAGGGUGCAUCAACCACAUGUUAUGUUGCUUUGAGUCAGCAAAUAGAAGGUGUGAGUGGCAAAUACUUCGCAGACUGUAAUGAAAGUAAAUGUUCAACUCUGGCAAAUGAUGAAUCUGAAGCACAGAAACUGUGGAUGCAAACCCAUGCACUGAUGCAGAGAUAUCUGUAUCUACCGGCAGCAUAGCAUGCUCUUCCUUGUGAUGAGAGUACAUAUUUAGGAUCCAUGCAUAUCUACAAGUUAUAAAUUCUAUCCGAUGUACAUAUACUUAAGAAAGGGAUUUUAUAAGAGUAGGAGCUAAUAAAAAAAAAGAGCAAAGGAUAAUUCAAAGUUGACAAGUUUAAAUAACGAGAUAGGGAUGGCACAUCAUUGUAUAAUAGAGUGGAUAUGAGAUUUAGUUCAAUUUAUGACAUUAAUAAAAGGGACUAUUUCCUUC
Messenger RNA from Populus euphratica (Euphrates poplar), 1370 nucleotides. Its product is annotated as NAD(P)-binding Rossmann-fold superfamily protein. NCBI's taxonomy places the organism in Eukaryota, Viridiplantae, Streptophyta, Magnoliopsida, Malpighiales, Salicaceae. The record is from RefSeq and is a predicted model, not a curated record. Bases 125 to 1120 code for a protein of 331 amino acids. The transcript has 8 exons.